Molecule: messenger RNA, 319 nt
Organism: Staurois parvus
Lineage: Eukaryota; Metazoa; Chordata; Amphibia; Anura; Ranidae
Source: the annotation of a GenBank genome assembly
CGGGGAGACCGGAUAUAGUGAAUGCAGGGUCCGGGGAGACCAGAUAUAGUGAAUGCAGGGUCCGGGGAGACCAGAUAUAGUGAAUGCAGGGUCCGGGGAGAGCGGAUAUAGUGAAUGUGAGGUCCGGGGAGAGCGGAUAUAGUGAAUUCAGGGAGAGCGGAUAUAGUGAAUGCGGGGUCCGGGGGGAGAGCGGAUAUAGUGAAUGCGGGGUCCGGGGAGAGCGGAUAUAGUGAAUGCGGGGUCCUGGGAGAGCGGAUAUAGUGAAUGCAGGGUCCGGGGAGAGCGGAUACAGUGAAUGUGGGGUCCGGGGAGAGCGGAU